Molecule: messenger RNA, 1455 nt
Organism: Triticum turgidum subsp. durum (durum wheat)
Lineage: Eukaryota; Viridiplantae; Streptophyta; Magnoliopsida; Poales; Poaceae
Source: the annotation of a GenBank genome assembly
AUGGGGAGGUCGAGUAAAAGAUCCCAACGUCCGGCCGACCUCAUCAGCGUCCUCCCGGAGGAUCUGCUUCUGGAGAUCCUCGAGCGUCUUGGCUCCGCCCGCGCCGCCGCGGGCACCAGCCUCCUCUCCCGCCGGUGGCGCGGCCUCUGGACCCGGCUCCCCAGCCUCACCCUCAGCCUCCGCGACCUCCCAUUCGGCUCGAUCCAGGCCGCGCUCCACCGCGCCGCUCGUCCCGGUGUGUACAUCUACCACCUCAACAUCCGCGUCGCUGGCCAGGCCGGCAUGAUCGGCGCCGGGACCUUCUCCUCGUUUCUCCGGGACGCUGCGAGCCUCUCGCCGGUGGAGCUGCGCCUCACUCUCCCGCGGAACCUGCAAGUCUCCUGCAUGGAGGCGACACUGCCCAGCUUCCACCGCGCCACCUCCAUGGACCUGCGCGCGCGGGCCCUCCACUUAGCCGUGUUCGCAAAGCCAUGUGCGGCCAGUGGCUGGUAUGUCCCCUUCCGCUCGCUGGAGAGACUCUGCCUUUCGGGAUGCCACAUCGAUCUGGCCACCUUCAUCCCGUUCUGCCCGCGCCUGCGCGUGCUCCGGCUGAACACCACCGGUCUGAUAGACAUGAGCAACAUUACGGUCCACUCCGCGUCGCUGGAGGAGCUCGUCGUGGAGCACGGCAACAGAUGGACCGGCCGCACCCAUAUCAGCAUCAGCGUCGACUCCCCUGUGCUUAAGCAAUUGACAGCGUCCUUCCAUGCCUGCGGCAACAUCGGGGUGUCCAUCUUGGCCCCAAUGCUGGACAAGGUCUGGUGGCGGUGCUCGUAUGCCAAGCCGAUCUACGGGCUUUGUCUUUGGGGCCUCUCAGAGAUGGGCUUCAACACCCAAGAGACACACUCCGGGAGAGACGCCUGUGUGCAGCUCCCUAGCGUCCAUGUCCUGUCCCUACACAUAUCUGCCGUCCAGGAUUCAGUUAGCUUUCCAAAUGCAGAGCUCAGCUUUGAGGCAGAGAUCGAUAAACAUAUGGUUACCAACUUCUCUGGUCUGGACCUACAUCUCAGCACCAAGGGCCAUGUGUUUGGAGCUUUUGUGCUGCAUCUCCUUGGGAUGCAUCAGAUUCGUACAGCUUUACGGAACCUUAAGAUUGUCCUGCUAAGAUCAGAGGUGAAAGAUGCAUGCCCAGUAAAUUGCCUCUGUGAUGAGCCUAAGAACUGGAGAACAGAAACUAUCACCUUGGCUGAUCUUGAAAACAUGGAAAUUGAAGGCGUCGGCGGGGAAGAUCACGAGUUUGAUUUCUUGAAAGUGAUAUUUAGAUGUGCUCCAAUGCUUAAAACGGUGACCGUGAGGCUGUCAGAUGGUGUCACUCCAAGUGUCGAUUGGUGCACAAAAGUAAACAACAUGUUCAUGGCAUAUCCUUCUAUCGAAUGCAAUGCUGAUCUGGUAAGCAGGGCCAAAGCAGUGUGUUGA